This is a messenger RNA of Physcomitrium patens, 3273 nucleotides long. Its product is annotated as L-type lectin-domain containing receptor kinase S.4. The record is from RefSeq and is a predicted model, not a curated record. Gene Ontology annotation, molecular function: protein kinase activity; ATP binding; carbohydrate binding. Gene Ontology annotation, biological process: protein phosphorylation. NCBI's taxonomy places the organism in Eukaryota, Viridiplantae, Streptophyta, Bryopsida, Funariales, Funariaceae.
CGCAAAUAUGCUUCGUUGUAUCACACACAAUCAUCUGCUUCCGAAGCUUAAGAUCUGUAGCCUGUGGAGUUGUCGGCAGUGGUGCUGGUAAUCUCCCGCACAUGGUUGAUAAUAGGAGACACUAAUUAUUCUAUAGUAUCCUACACACCAUGGUGACUCGUCGCGCACCGCCCACUGAGGUCUGCGGAUUGUCAACCGCAACUGUUGGGGCUGAGGGUUGUGUCAACAGUUAUUCUCUAGCAUGUGCCGGACUUGGUUCGCGGGGCUACACAGCAGAGAGUACCGCUCGGUAUGUGGGUACAGAAGAGCAUUUGCGACUGCAAGUUUUGUAUCGCGGCUGCGGCUUAAGGCCGUCGUGUUACCUUUCUGAGUGUGGAGUGUGAUGAAGUGUGGUUGGUGUUGAUGUAUGGGUGGCGAGGGCAUAGCGGCUGAUCAGACUUGCGAUGUCUGCUGGCCGUGGAUCAGGUUAUUAGAAGAUAGGGUGUAGUUGUGUAUCUCUGCGUAAGCUCCGAUGACAAGGGCGGGCUCGAUGUGGACUCCAUCUCUGUGUCUUCGGGUGGUGAUCCUAGCGCUGGCUGUUUUACAUGAUCAGGCCCACGCUUUGGGCACAUCGUUUUCCUAUUCUAUGUUCGAUGGUGACGCUAACCACGAGACGGUCAAUACUCUCGGAGACACGACGUACAACAGAACCAAUAAGGCUUACUCUUUGCAAGGACUUGCUGAUUGGGCAAAGUGCGUUAGACGCAGUGGAGAAGAAACUUGCAAUUCAUGCGGUAGACUGUUGUACAAACAUCCAGUGCGAAUGAAAGACGCGAAAGGGGCCGCUUCUAGCUUUAGCACGAAUUUUACGAUUGCAUUUCAGAGCAGUAAUUUGACGUAUUGUGGAGAUGGGAUGGUCUUCUUUUUUACGCCAAGCAACGCCGACACGAGCGGAACCGAAAGAGCAUCCUACUGGAACCUCGCAGGGGGACGGAUGUGUGCUUUUGACACCAAGGAAAAUCAGACGGACUUCCGCGUAUUCGCUGUGACGUUUGACUCAUACCGCAAUGACAAGUACAAUCCUGACUUCGACGUAAGUGACGGCAACAUCGCAGUCAUCCUCAACAAAAACAAGUUGAAUGCUUCGAAUCUGUGUUUAGGCAGUGCCAAUAUAACGAAUUGUAAUUUUUUCUGCGGAAACAAGGGGGAUUUCUCGGCUUCGAUUGACUACAAUAGCACAGAUCUCAAACUUCGAGUUCAAUUCUGGAAGGGAUCGAUCCAGGACAAGAGCUCGUCGACAAUGUUGACGGAUUUGACAGCCUCUCAUGUUAACUUAGCUAACGCUUUUCUAAAAAACGAUAUGUUUGUUGGCUUCAGUGGAAGCACAUUCGGCAUGGGUCUAAAUGGUCCAAAUGAUUGGCAGGGUAAAUUCUAUGAGCAACAUUACAUUAAAGCAUGGGAGUUUACGGGUGGUUUUGACACGUCUGAACCCAAAUCUCAGGCUGGACUAAUCGCCGGUAUCGUCAGCGCAGUAGGUGCUGGAAUAGGGUUGUUCUGUCUGUGUGUGUGCGUCGGAAUGAAACGCAGGAAGAGGUACCUUUGUCAUCGAAGGCUAGCGCAGAUGACAACCCCGGAGUUUGAAGGGAAUCCGGGCGCUAUGACUUACAGUGAGGUGCGCAUGUUAACGAAAAAUUUUAGCCCCAGCGAGCGGAUUUCGAGUGGCGCCUUUGGAGAUGUGUACAAGGGUACCCUACCGUCAGGAAAAAUUUUAGCUGUGAAACGCAUCAAGGAGGGCAAUGAGCAGGGUGAGGAGAGCUUUCUCGCUGAAGCCACUAGCCUCCGCCAGAUUCGCCAUCGAAACCUUCUCCAAUUGCGAGCAUGGAGCGAAUCAAAAGAAGGCCUGGUGCUUGUGUACGAUUACAUGUCCAACGGCAGCUUGGACAUGUGGUUGUACCCUAGCCCGAAGUGGACCGACUUUGAGCCCUUAUCGUGGCCCAUUCGACGUUCCAUUUUGGCAGGAGUUGCAGCGGGACUUCAGUACUUGCACGAGGGAUGGGUGCAAUGCGUUUUACAUCGUGACAUCAAGGCCAGCAAUAUCAUGCUGGACGAGAAUUUCGAGGCCCGCUUGGGCGACUUUGGGCUGGCUCGCUUGGUAGAUCACCAGAAAGUGGAGAAGACGACCUUGCUGGCUGGAACGCUGGGGUACAUGGCCCCGGAAAUGCAGCACACGGGGCGUGCAACCAAGGAGACGGAUUUAUUUGCGUUCGGGAUCUUAGUGCUGGAAGUAGUAUGCGGGAGGAAGCCGCUAAAUACAAACCCAGACUGUAAUCUGGGAGAUUAUGUCCUCCUGGAUAGCGUAUGGCGAGCACACGAAGCGGGGAAUAUCCUCAGUGUGGCGGAUCCCUGGAUUCUUAAGUCGAAACCUGAUUACGUGCGCGAGCAGAGUAUAGAAUACUCUGACGAGUAUGAGGACUAUGGUGCAAGGAAUUACCUUAACCCGGAAGAUAAGCAGAGCCUGAUAGCCAGCAUUUUGAAGAUAGGACUCCUGUGUUGUCUUCCGGAUCCGAGUGAGCGUCCCCCAAUGCGACAGGUUAACCAGUGGUUUCAGGACAGUGAGGAGGGAUCAAUAAACCUACCGAAGUUAUCAUCCACCAAGCCUGAACCAUAUCAGGUCUCGUGGAGCAAAUACAUGUCUUCAGGUGAAGCCACCCCCACGACGCAAUCCAAUACUUUCACUGGCAUGGGCUCGUCGCAAUCCAGUUCCUUCGCUCAAGGCAGUUUCCAGACGUCCAUGUCUGACAUAUUCAAGUCUGGAAGGUGAGAUCACAAUCGUGCUCGAAGGAACCUUGCAUGACAUCAUCGUUUUGAUACGGCGGUGUGUUUGGAGGCAACCCUGAUCUGCACUCAACUUUGGCGACACAGCCCCAAAUAUCGAUAACCGUCGCUACAAUUUUCAGGAGUUUGCUGAUAUUCGAUCAUCAUGCGAAUUGAGGUUCUGUUUUGUGCAGUCCAAGCACUUGUGGCCAAGCUUUUUGCAUGUGCAGAUGUUUGGGCAGUGAGGAACAAAAUCUGUUAAUAAUAUUUUCUUUCAGAUGAUAACUGUUCCAUUAGAAGGUGUUGUAUCACUGCAAUUGUCGCAAAUUGAUUUCAACGUGUGUAGAAAUUGAAAACUAGCUUAAUUAUAGAUAUCUUUCAACCAUUUAUUUUUCAUGUGUCUGGUUACCGUGGAGCAGAUCUUUUAAGUUCAUUGAACAACUGAUUAUCUAUGUAUCUUCGAUCUGUCCUGAUUUGAUC